AUGGCAACAGGUCUUCCGAUGGAGUCUCGUACUGGGAGAAAUAACCAACGUUAUGGCCCAGAAGGAGAAAGACUCGUUGCAGGAGUUGUCCCUUUGAACCAAGCAAAAACUCACGUCCUCCUUAUACAAUCUACACGUCGGAACGCAUGGGUUUUACCUAAAGGUGGAUGGGAGACGGAUGAAGAAUGCAUUCAAGCAGCGCAACGUGAAGCAUGGGAGGAGGCAGGAAUAGUCUGUACCGUCGAUUAUGAUUUGGGCCAAAUCACCGAAACCAGAACUGCCAAACAAAUCUCGAAAAAUGCACCCAAAGCACUUUACCAAUUCUUCCAAGUCACCGUUACAAGCGAAGAGAAAGAAUGGCCCGAGAGGCAUAAGAGGAAUCGAAAGUGGGCGACAUAUUCAGAGGCAAAACAGGAUCUUCAAGAGCGUCCAGAAUUAUUACAGGCUCUGGAACGUUGUACCAUUCAACGGUAG
Messenger RNA from Botrytis porri, 474 nucleotides. RefSeq lists its product as uncharacterized. The transcript is spliced from 2 exons. Gene Ontology annotation, biological process: diadenosine pentaphosphate catabolic process; adenosine 5'-(hexahydrogen pentaphosphate) catabolic process; diadenosine hexaphosphate catabolic process. Bases 1 to 474 code for a protein of 157 amino acids. Gene Ontology annotation, molecular function: bis(5'-adenosyl)-pentaphosphatase activity; diphosphoinositol-polyphosphate diphosphatase activity; endopolyphosphatase activity. The record is from RefSeq and is a predicted model, not a curated record. Gene Ontology annotation, cellular component: nucleus; cytoplasm. Lineage: Eukaryota; Fungi; Ascomycota; Leotiomycetes; Helotiales; Sclerotiniaceae.